UGAAGGGGGUUUGUGUCUCAGAGUGUAUAAAAGCCCUGUGCUGAGAGUCAAAGGGUAUAUUUAGACUUCAGCGAGCUGUUCUUCUGCAGACACACCUCCUCUGACUGACCACAGCCAGCAUGGCCGAAAGACGAAUUCCCUUCACCAUGCAGCGCACCCCUAGCUGGGACCCUUUCCAUGACCUGCACCACACCACCCGCAUCUUUGACCAGGGAUUUGGCCUCCCACCAGUGAUCGAAGACUUCCCCACAUUCCCCACCACCCACUGGCCCGGGUACAUGAGGCCGUCUUUUAUGGGCCCGGAUAUCAUGAUGCCCCAGAGCCACAUGAUGUACCACCCCAGCCAUAUGAUGGCCCACCAAGCCAGGGCCCUGUCCCGGCAAAUGAGCAGCGGGAUGUCUGAGAUCAAGCAGACACAGGACAACUGGAAGAUCUCCCUGGAUGUCCCCCAUUUCUCACCUGAGGAGCUGGUGGUGAAGACCAAGGAUGGUGUUUUGGAAAUUUCUGGCAAGCAUGAGGAGAGGAAGGAUGAGCAUGGUUUUGUGUCAAGAAGCUUCACCAGAAAAUACAGUCUGCCCCCUACUGCAAACAUCGAGAAGGUAACCUCCUCGCUUUCUCCUGAGGGUGUCCUGACUGUGGAGGCUCCAAUAAACAAACCAGCCAUUGAGUACUCCGAGACCACCAUUCCUGUAAAUGUGGAGAACUCAGGUGCUGUGGCCAAGAAAUAGAUAGAAGAGCAGGACUUGACGUCUCUCAACCCUCACGCCAUCAGCCCAUCGACACACACACAUACACACACUUUUGUAUAAGCGUUCUAAUUGUAAAUAUAAGUGGGGGGAUCUUACUAUUGCUCCCAAAUUGGGCUUUUGGAUUGCCCUUGCUCUUCUCUUUCAUCCGUCUACAGUAUUGCGCCGAGCACAUUGUGUGAACACAUCUGCGCCACUGCCAUAUGCCAGCUCUUUUUUGCUGUGAUUACACUCCUCUGAAUGACAGUAUAUUUUACUUGAAUUUCUUAAAUCUUCAAAUCCACUUAGUAGUGUCCCUUACCCAUAACACCUUGUCACUGGAUUGGAAAACAACUGCUUUUUAUCUUAAGCUGUGUUUGUUCUUUUUUUUAAGCCACUAAAGCACAAAAUAAAGAAAGCAAAAAGUGAAACCAA
Molecule: messenger RNA, 1160 nt
Organism: Girardinichthys multiradiatus
Lineage: Eukaryota; Metazoa; Chordata; Actinopteri; Cyprinodontiformes; Goodeidae
Gene: hspb1
Product: heat shock protein, alpha-crystallin-related, 1
Exons: 3
Coding region: 120-728 (202 amino acids)
Biological process (GO): response to heat; protein refolding
Molecular function (GO): protein folding chaperone
Source: RefSeq, a predicted model, not a curated record